AUGUUAAAACAUAUCCAGCGAAGGCAUCCAGACAUAAAGCUUCCUGAACACAGGUCAGUCGAGCAACCCGCCGCACAGGCACCAGCAGCAAAACAACUGUCUAUCGAGAAUGCUUUUGCUCAGACCUACCGGGCUUUUUCAGAGAAACAUAAAAAAAUAACUGAUGCAUUGGGAGUGUUUAUCGCGAAAGAUCUGCAGCCCUUUUCUGUAGUCGAAGUUGUGGGUUUUCAACAUUUAAUGAAGACGCUCGACCAACGUUAUUCUGUGCCCAGUCGCACACAUUUUAGUCAGGUCAUCAUCCCUGGUCUUUACGACAAAACGCGCAACGCCAUCGAGAGUGAAUUGGCUAAGGCAGAAAGCCUUGUACUGACCACUGAUAGUUGGACUUCUCGGGCAACACAGAGCUACAUGACUGUGACAGCUCACUACAUGCUGGACUGGGAGAUGAAAAGCGCCGUGCUGCAGACUCGCCCCCUCUAUGAAAGCCACACAAUUAAUGAAACUGUUGAGCUGGGACCCCAGAUUAGCUGUUUUGCUGUGAAUCUCGCUGCAAAGAGGGCUGUGUCAAUCAACGGUGUGUCCCGCCUCUUUGGGAAAGUGAGGAAAGUUGUCACCUUUUUUCACCGCAGCACCACAGCCAACCAAGCACUUGCUGUGAAACAGCAAAUGCUAAACUUACCAAAGCACAAGUUAAUUCAUGAUGCGAUAACCUGGUGGAACACAUCACAUGACAUGUUGUCACGAUAUGUUGAACAGCAGCCUGCCAUCUACUCUGCAUUAACAAUGGACAAGAAUCUGAAGAGCCACGUCAAGGGCAUUGCAAUGUUGACUGAUGCUGAGCAAAAAAUGGCAGAACAACUAACUGAAGUUCUCAAACCUCUAAAAACUGUGACCACACUCAUGAGCAGAGAAACAACCCCCAAAAUUUCACUCAUCCUCCAACUGAAAGAAAUGAUUCUCAAGUGCAUGCCCCCUGGAGGUGAAGACAGUGCAGGUAUCAAAGAGGCAAAAGAAGCCAUCGCACAGGACCUGGAUAAAAGGUACACCGACCCUGACCUUCAGAAGUACCUCCAAAAAGCCACAGCCCUGGAUCCCAGGUUUAAAUCCCUGCCCUCACAUGAUGAAGCCUCCCUUGACAGACUCUACAGAGAUCUUGCCACAGAAAUUCUGGAGAAUGAACCACAGAGACAACUGGAGCCGGAGACGAUGCCACCCACAGAGGGACAAGAGUCAGCCUCUCCCCCUCCAAAGAAGACGGCAAAGGCAGAGCUAUUUGGGGAGGCUUUUAAAAAACAAGAUCAGGUCAAAACUCUUGCCCAGGUAGUCGAGGAUGAAGUUGCUUCAUACAGGUUGGCAGACUCCAUUGGCGUUGAUGCUGAUCCUUUCAGGUGGUGGAAGACCAAUGAGCAUAAGUUCCCUCAUGUAGCAAAAGUGGCAAAACGGCUCCUCUGUGUCCCAGGGACUUCAAUUCCUAGUGAGAGAACUUUCUCCACUGCUGGGGACAUUGUUAGUGCAAACCGGUCUCGCCUUGCACCAAACGAAAGGAGUAGCCCAUAUGAGAUGAUGUCAGCUAAAGCUAUGGUUACUCUUUGGAGACGGUCCAGAGUGUCCAGUUUUGGCAGAUUAUGGCUGAAAGGUUGCCGGUUUGAGUCCACAGGCGUGCCUGAUACAGGCUUUACGUCUCCAUCAGUUCAUAAGAGACGACAUUGGCUGUGGAGCAUUCCUACGCCCAUAUCCAGCAUGUUAACAGGAUUAAACUUCAUUACAGGAACAGAGCAGCACAAACACCUGAUCUCUGCUUUCUGCACAGCGUUGGGCGGUUGA
Molecule: messenger RNA, 1824 nt
Organism: Nothobranchius furzeri (turquoise killifish)
Lineage: Eukaryota; Metazoa; Chordata; Actinopteri; Cyprinodontiformes; Nothobranchiidae
Source: RefSeq, a predicted model, not a curated record